Messenger RNA from Lagopus muta (rock ptarmigan), 2393 nucleotides. It is a transcript of the gene VPS9D1, whose product is annotated as VPS9 domain containing 1. Gene Ontology annotation, molecular function: small GTPase binding; guanyl-nucleotide exchange factor activity. Bases 199 to 2202 code for a protein of 667 amino acids. Gene Ontology annotation, biological process: vesicle-mediated transport. The transcript has 6 exons. Gene Ontology annotation, cellular component: cytosol; endocytic vesicle; cytoplasm. The record is from RefSeq and is a predicted model, not a curated record. NCBI's taxonomy places the organism in Eukaryota, Metazoa, Chordata, Aves, Galliformes, Phasianidae.
UCCUGGCAUCGCCUGAGGAUUGGCCCCUAGCAGAGCCUAUGGCCAAGCCCAGGCCUGCGGCAUCGCUGCAGGAGCAGCUGAAGGGCAUCGUGCGGGACAUCCACAAUGCCAUUGACAGGCUGCUGUCCCUGACCCUGCUGGCCUUUGAAGGAUUGAGCACUGCUGCUGGCAAGGACCAGUGCCUGGCCUGUAUCGAGGAUGCUUUCUUCCCUCCACUGUGGGCCCCGCUGCUGGCCCUCUACAGGAACGUGCACCGGCCCCAAGAGGAAGCCCUGGCUCGCAGCAUGGAACGGCACCGCCACGCCAGCCCUGCCGACCUGGGGCUGUCCCCUCGGCUCUUCCCCACUGCGCCCGGCCGCCUGGCCUAUGGUGCUGCCAUCGACGAGUUGUGCCUCAUCCCCCUGGAGACUUGUCCCCGCAGGAAGCUGGACUGCAUCGUGCGAGCCCUGCGCAGCAUCUGUGAGUGUGCCGAGGAGUACUGCAGCACCCGCGACAGCCGCGCUCCCACUGCUGGCACCAUCGGGGCGGAUGAGCUGCUGCCUCUCCUGUCGUACGCGGUGCUGCGCAGCGCGCUGCCCCAGCUGCAGUCGGAGUGCGCCGCGCUGGAGGAGUUCAUCCACGAGGGGUAGGUGCCGGGAGCGGGGCGUGCCGGCCGCCUGCUGCCCCGCGCCCACCGCGUGUGUCGGCGUGCCGCAGGUGCCUGCUGGGCGAGGAGGGAUACUGCCUGACGUCGCUGCAGAGCGCGCUGGCCUUCCUGCAGAGCCUGCCCUGAGUUGCCGGCAAGUGCUGCGCUCCUCCCGGCCGCCAGGGGGCGCCGAACGAUCCGCGACUCCGAGCGGGCGGAAUCACGUGGUGGGCGGGGCGCGGGAAGCGGAAGAACGCGCGUGUGCGGCGCGGGGCUCGGCGGCAGGCGGGGUGCGGGCGGGAAACGAGCGGCGCGGGAGGAGCGGGGCCGGGGCCGGGGCGCUCACCCGCCGCAACCGCAGGAUGUGCGCGGGCCCGGCGCUGCGGCAGGAGUACCGGCGGGGGCUGGAGCGGGGCCGCGCCCGUCCCGGUCCCGACCCCUCGUUUGGGGAACGGCUGCGGCAGCGGCUGCGGAACGAGGCGGGGUUGCUGCCGGCCCUGCAGGACGACGCCGGCGCUCUCCUGGCCCAGGGGCUGCGGUGCCGCCGCGAGCCGGGCUCGUCGCUGCGGGGUCUGGCCGCCGCCUUCGAGCUGCUGGAGCGGGCGGCCCUCAACCUCUACCUCUUCCCCUGGCGCAAGGAGUUCCGCACCAUACAGACCUUCUCAGGAGCCUACGUACACGUGCUGCGGGCUGCGCUGCCCGACGCCGAGCUGCUGCGGAGCUUGGGGCGGCUGGGCUACGUGCGGUUGGAUGAGCGCCGCCUCGCUGUGUCCCGGCCGCCUCCGGGCACCGAGCUGACCGCUGCCGCGUGCGGCUUCUUUGCCUGCCGGCUGGAGUGUGAGAUCCUGGCCGAGGUGCUGCUGCGGCUGCAGCCACGCCUGCCGCGUGCCGAGGAGCUGCUGGAUGCGCGCCGAGUCGCCGGGGAUGUGGAGGCCUGCGUGGAGAUGCUGCGGGAAAAGAUGCAUCCUCCUGGCUGCGAGGACGGCAGGGAGCUCUACGGGGAUGUGCCAGACAGCCCUGAGGAUCUCUAUUUCGAGAGGCCAGACAGUCCUGAGGAUAGUGGAGAGGGAGACACGAAUCUCCCGCUGCUGAGCUCCAAGCUGCAGGGCGCACAGGACGUGCUCGGGAGGAAUUGGGACGCCUAUGAACGCAGUGAGCUCAGGCAGGAGCUGCUCUCCUCCCCAGGCCUCCCCAAGCCAGACCCUUCCUCCUCUCGCUUCUUCCUGCAGCAGGAGCGGAGGGAGGUGGGCAGCAGCCCCCCGUUGCUCUGCCCUGUGCGGCUGCCCCCCGGGGAGCCCCCACCAAGCAGCCACACCAGGGCUCAGCCCCUUGCUGCCCCGCAGCAACUCCCCGAGCUUCCCUCCUACCAGCUGCACUCGUGCCUGCGGCAGGGCACGCUGCCUGCCUACUGCUGCACCACCUGCCAGCAGCUGCAUGCCGGUACCUGCGCGGCCGGGCUGGCUUGCCGCAGCCGGCACCGUGGGCAGGAGCUGUGCUGCGAGCGGCAGCAGCGCCUCUGGCUGCAGCGCACAGAGGUGGACAUGCUGCUGGCUGACAGCACCAGCACCCGGCCCUAGCAUGGCACUUAGCUUGAGGGGACGCUGCUGCUGCUUGUCCCUCUGCCCGAAGAAACACUGAACUCAGCCCCUGCUCCUACCGAGCCCUGCAGGGCAGUGCCAGGGAGGUGAGAGCUGGGAGGACUGAGCCCUGUUCUGGUUCCUGCUGUAAGUGGCUCGCUGCAUCCCAGUAAAGCGUGGCUGCCUUGUGA